AAAAUAAUGUCACCAUCAAUCAGAGAUAACUUAAACGAGAUCAUUAAAGGAAUUAAGGAGAACAGAAUCCUUGAUGUGUUUGAGAAGUACUAUCAUGCCGAUGUCGUGAUGUAUGAGAAGGGUGACUCAACCAACCGUGUUGGAAAGGAGGCCAACUACAAGUCAGAGAAGAACUUUGUUGACAAUGCCAAGAUCCAUGAGGCUAAAGUCACAAAGAUACUUGUCGAUGGUAACAACACUGCUUAUGAGAUGUCCAUGGACUUCACUUAUGGAGAGCACAACAUUAAGAAGACUCAAUGGGCUUUACAAGAGUGGAAGGAUGGUUUGGUCAUUAAGGAGGAGUUCUACUAA
Acytostelium subglobosum LB1 is the source of this 351-nucleotide messenger RNA. RefSeq lists its product as hypothetical. The annotation marks the transcript as partial. NCBI's taxonomy places the organism in Eukaryota, Evosea, Eumycetozoa, Acytosteliales, Acytosteliaceae. The record is from RefSeq and is a predicted model, not a curated record. The transcript is spliced from 2 exons.